AGAAAGCAUGGGAUUAUGGCAGUCACAGAGUCCCAGUAAUGCAAGUUCCAUUCAAUUUUUUCUGAAAGAAAGCCAUCUAUUUAAGUGAAGCAAAGGAACUAUGUGGAUUACAAUCUUUUGAGGAUCUGGAUUUUCAGUGGUUUGAAAGUAGAGCAACAUUUAACCUUUUAAAUGAAAAAGAUUAAGAUCUGUUGCAACUGUUAUAUUUUCUAGAAGCCAUUCUCCAAAAGGGAAGUCAUUUAAAGCACAGAUAAUGGUGGUCCUUUCUGUAGGCAUCGAAGUCUAAUUACUUUUACAUCAUGACCAGCUUGAAACGGUCACAGACGGAAAGGCCUGUUGCCACUGAAAGGGCCUCUGUUGUGGGAACAGAUGGCACUCCCAAAAUCCACACUGAUGACUUCUACAUGCGACGCUUCAGGUCCCAGAAUGGCAGUUUAGGAUCCUCAGUCAUGGCGCCUGUAGGGCCCCCUCGAAGCGAAGGCCCUCACCAUAUAACCUCAACCCCUGGAGUCCCAAAGAUGGGGGUUAGGGCAAGGAUUGCAGAUUGGCCUCCAAGAAAGGAAAAUGUGAAAGAAUCUAGCCGUUCAAGCCAGGAAAUAGAAACCUCAAGUUGCCUUGAGAGCAUGUCCUCCAAAAGCAGUCCUGUGAGUCAGGGAAGUUCUGUUAGCCUCAAUUCCAAUGACUCAGCUAUGUUAAAAAGCAUACAGAACACGCUGAAAAACAAGACAAGGCCGUUGGAGAACAUGGACUCCAGAUUUCUGAUGCCUGAAGCCUAUCCCAGCUCCCCUAGAAAAGCUCUUCGCAGAAUACGGCAGCGGAGCAACAGUGAUAUCACCAUAAGUGAACUUGAUGUGGAUAGCUUUGAUGAAUGUAUCUCACCCACAUACAAGACUGGACCAUCACUGCACAGGGAAUAUGGUAGCACAUCUUCAAUUGAUAAGCAGGGAACGUCCGGAGACAGCUUUUUUGACUUGUUAAAGGGCUAUAAAGACGACAAAUCUGACCGAGGCCCAACCCCAACCAAACUCAGUGACUUUCUCAUUGCCGGUGGGGCCAAGGGGUCUGGUUUCUCUUUGGAUGUUAUAGAUGGGCCCAUCUCACAGAGGGAGAACCUCAGGCUCUUCAAGGAAAGGGAAAAACCACUCAAGCGACGUUCCAAGUCUGAAACUGGAGACUCAUCCAUUUUUCGUAAACUACGCAAUGCCAAAGGUGAAGAACUUGGGAAAUCGUCAGAUCUUGAAGAUAACCGAUCAGAAGACUCUGUCAGGCCUUGGACGUGCCCUAAGUGCUUUGCGCACUAUGAUGUCCAGAGUAUAUUAUUUGACUUGAAUGAGGCAAUUAUGAACAGGCACAAUGUUAUUAAGAGGAGAAACACCACCACAGGAGCUUCGGCCGCUGCUGUGGCAUCCUUGGUCUCUGGACCUUUGUCUCAUUCAGCCAGUUUUAGCUCUCCCAUGGGCAGCACAGAGGACCUGAAUUCCAAAGGAAGCCUUGGUAUGGACCAGGGAGAUGAUAAAAGCAAUGAACUUGUGAUGAGUUGUCCAUAUUUCCGGAACGAGAUCGGUGGAGAAGGUGAAAGGAAAAUCAGCCUGUCAAAAUCAAAUUCUGGUUCUUUUAGUGGAUGUGAAAGUGCCUCCUUUGAGUCCACCCUCAGCUCCCAUUGCACAAAUGCAGGAGUGGCAGUACUUGAAGUGCCCAAGGAGAACUUGGUAUUGCAUCUGGAUAGAGUGAAAAGAUACAUUGUGGAACAUGUGGAUCUUGGUGCCUACUAUUACAGGAAAUUUUUCUAUCAGAAGGAACACUGGAACUAUUUUGGGGCUGACGAGAAUCUUGGUCCAGUGGCUGUAAGCAUUCGAAGGGAAAAACCGGAAGAAAUGAAAGAAAAUGGAUCUCCAUACAACUACCGGAUAAUUUUCAGAACUAGUGAGCUCAUGACCCUGAGAGGGUCAGUCCUGGAGGACGCCGUCCCCUCCACAGCAAAGCACUCGACUGCCAGAGGGCUUCCCCUGAAAGAAGUGCUGGAGCACGUGAUUCCUGAGCUCAAUGUCCAGUGUUUGCGGUUGGCCUUCAACACCCCCAAAGUCACAGAGCAGCUCAUGAAACUGGAUGAACAAGGGCUGAACUAUCAGCAGAAAGUAGGCAUCAUGUACUGCAAAGCUGGACAGAGCACCGAAGAAGAGAUGUACAACAACGAAUCGGCCGGCCCAGCCUUUGAGGAGUUCCUUCAGCUUUUGGGAGAGCGCGUUAGGCUCAAAGGAUUUGAGAAAUACCGUGCACAGCUUGACACCAAAACUGACUCCACUGGAACCCAUUCUCUGUACACAACAUAUAAAGACUAUGAAAUUAUGUUCCAUGUUUCUACCAUGCUGCCGUACACACCCAACAACAAGCAACAGCUCUUACGCAAGCGGCACAUUGGAAAUGACAUCGUAACAAUAGUUUUCCAAGAACCUGGAGCACAACCAUUCAGCCCGAAAAACAUUCGUUCCCACUUUCAGCACGUUUUCGUCAUUGUCAGGGCUCACAGCCCCUGCACGGACAGUGUCUGUUACAGUGUGGCAGUUACCAGGUCCAGAGAUGUGCCUUCUUUUGGGCCUCCUAUCCCCAAAGGAGUCACUUUCCCUAAAUCAAAUGUGUUUAGGGACUUCCUUUUGGCCAAAGUGAUUAACGCAGAAAAUGCUGCUCAUAAAUCGGAAAAGUUCCGGGCCAUGGCUACUCGGACCCGCCAGGAAUACCUGAAAGAUCUGGCAGAAAAGAAUGUCACCAACACCCCUAUUGAUCCUUCUGGCAAGUUCCCAUUUAUCUCUCUGGCCUCCAAGAAGAAAGAGAAGUCCAAGCCAUAUUCAGGAGCUGAGCUCAGUAGCAUGGGUGCCAUUGUGUGGGCAGUCAGGGCCAAAGACUACAACCAGGCUAUGGAAAUAGACUGCCUUCUAGGGAUCUCCAAUGAGUUCAUCGUCCUCAUUGAGCAGGAAACAAAGAGCGUGGUUUUCAAUUGCUCCUGCAGAGAUGUGAUUGGAUGGACUUCAACUGACACCAGCCUCAAAAUCUUCUAUGAGCGAGGAGAGUGUGUUUCUGUAGAGAGUUUCAUUAACAAUGAGGAUAUCAAAGAGAUUGUCAAAAGGUUACAGUUUGUAUCAAAAGGUUGUGAGUCAAUGGAGAUGACUCUGCGGAGGAACGGGCUAGGACAGCUUGGCUUCCAUGUCAACUACGAGGGCAUCGUGGCUGACGUUGAGCCCUAUGGCUACGCCUGGCAGGCGGGCCUAAGGCAGGGCAGCCGCCUGGUGGAGAUCUGCAAAGUGGCAGUGGCCACUCUGAGCCACGAGCAGAUGAUCGAUCUGCUGAGAACAUCCGUCACAGUGAAGGUGGUCAUUAUCCCCCCCCAUGAUGACUGCACCCCACGGAGGAGUUGCUCUGAAACCUACCGCAUGCCAGUGAUGGAGUACAAAAUGAAUGAAGGGGUUUCCUACGAAUUCAAGUUUCCUUUCCGAAAUAACAACAAAUGGCAGAGGAAUGCCAAUAAGGGGUCUCAUUCACCUCAAGUCCCAUCCCAGGUGCAGAGUCCUGUGACCUCACGGCUGAAUGCUGGGAAGGGAGACGGGAAGAUGCCACCUCCCGAAAGAGCCGCCAACAUUCCUCGAAGCAUCUCCAGUGACGGGCGCCCCCUGGAGAGGCGGCUAUCUCCUGGUUCAGACAUCUAUGUGACAGUCUCAUCCAUUGCUUUGGCAAGAUCCCAGCAGUGCCGUAACUCCCCUAGCAACCUGUCUUCAUCCAGCGAAACUGGCUCUGGUGGGGGCACCUACAGGCAGAAGUCCAUGCCAGAAGGGUUUGGAGUGAGCCGCAGAUCCCCAGCCUCCAUCGACAGGCAGAACACCCAGUCAGAUAUUGGUGGCAGUGGAAAAUCCACACCCAGCUGGCAAAGGAGUGAGGACAGCAUUGCCGACCAGAUGGCUUACAGUUAUAGAGGACCUCAGGAUUUCAAUUCUUUUGUCCUCGAGCAGCAUGAAUAUACAGAGCCAACGUGCCACCUCCCAGCAGUAUCAAAGGUACUGCCAGCUUUCCGAGAGAGCCCCAGUGGGAGACUGAUGCGGCAGGAUCCAGUGGUUCAUUUGUCUCCAAACAAGCAAGGGCAUUCUGAUAGCCACUACUCAAGCCACUCCAGUAGCAAUACCCUCUCCAGCAAUGCAUCAAGUGCCCACAGUGACGAGAAGUGGUAUGAUGGGGACCGCACGGAAUCCGAACUCAGCAGCUAUAACUAUCUGCAGGGCACCUCUGCGGACAGCGGCAUCGACACCACCUCCUACGGCCCCAGCCACGGCAGCACGGCCUCCCUGGGGGCCGCCACGUCGUCGCCUCGCUCAGGGCCUGGCAAGGAGAAAGUGGCAGCCCUGUGGCACAGCUCCAGUGAAGUGAUCUCCUUGGCAGACCGGACGUUAGAGGCAGAGAGCCACGGCAUGGACCGGAAGGCAGAGUCUUCGCUGAGCUUGGAUCUCCACAGCAAGAGCCAAAUAGGCUCAGGCCCUCUGACAAGGGAGAACAGCACUUUCAGCAUUAAUGAUGCUGCUUCCCACACAAGUACCAUGAGCUCCCGACACUCUGCCAGCCCCGUCGUUUUCACCAGCGCCAGGAGUUCACCUAAAGAAGAGCUUCAUCCUGCCACCUCCUCGCAGCUUGCGCCUUCAUUCUCCUCCUCCUCCUCUUCCUCAUCUGGUCCGAGGACGUUCUACCCUCGUCAGGGAGCAACGAGCAAGUACCUGAUUGGAUGGAAAAAACCAGAGGGAACCAUAAACUCUGUGGGCUUCAUGGACACAAGAAAGCGUCAUCAGAGUGAUGGCAAUGAAAUAGCCCACACCAGGUUACAGGCUUCAACUAGGGACCUCCGGGCAUCCCCUAAGCCAACUUCCAAGUCUACCGUUGAGGAGGAUCUAAAGAAACUGAUUGACCUUGAAAGCCCAACUCCUGAAUCACAGAAGAAUUUUAAGUUCCAUGCGCUCUCCUCCCCUCAGUCUCCUUUCCCUCCCACCCCCACCUCAAGGCGGGCCUUGCACAGGACACUGUCCGAUGAGAGUAUUUACAGCGGCCAGAGGGAGCACUUUUUCCCCUCGAGGGCUUCACUGCUGGACCAAGCCCUGCCCAACGAUGUCCUCUUCAGUAGCACGUACCCUUCUCUCCCCAAGUCUCUUCCUCUGCGGAGACCGUCUUACACCUUGGGAAUGAAGUCAUUGCACGGAGAGUUUUCAGCCUCGGACAGCUCCCUCACUGACAUCCAGGAGACCCGAAGGCAGCCCAUGCCUGACCCCGGCCUGAUGCCCUUGCCUGAUGCUGCUGCAGAUUUGGAUUGGUCCAACUUGGUAGAUGCUGCCAAAGCCUAUGAGGUCCAGAGAGCCUCGUUCUUUGCUGCUAGUGAUGAAAACCAUCGUCCCUUGAGUGCUGCAUCCAACAGCGAUCAGCUUGAGGACCAGGCUCUGGCCCAGAUGAAGUCUUACAGCAGCAGUAAAGAUUCCUCUCCUACUCUGGCUUCUAAAGUGGACCAACUGGAAGGCAUGCUGAAGAUGCUUCGGGAAGAUUUGAAGAAGGAAAAAGAAGACAAAGCCCACCUUCAGGCUGAAGUUCAGCACCUGCGUGAGGACAACCUGAGGCUGCAGGAGGAGUCCCAGAAUGCCUCUGACAAGCUGAAGAAGUUCACUGAGUGGGUCUUCAAUACCAUAGACAUGAGCUAGGGCAGGCUGCGGUGGGAAGGAGAAGGGGGACCACGAGGAGCACUCUCGAGCCAAGACUUGGAAGCCCCUUGCUCAGGCCGUGGAAAGCGUUCUCAGAGCAACUCCCCCAGCUUCCUAGUUUGCCCCCCUGGCGGGGAGUGCACAACACAACAAUUGCAGAUCAACAAUCAUUAUCUGCCUUUUGUAGAAAAGAAAAACAAAAACGUAAAUAAAAAUUUUAAAAAAGUGAAAUAAAAGUUUAACUGCUAAAA
Molecule: messenger RNA, 5968 nt
Organism: Orycteropus afer afer
Lineage: Eukaryota; Metazoa; Chordata; Mammalia; Tubulidentata; Orycteropodidae
Gene: SIPA1L1
Product: signal induced proliferation associated 1 like 1
Biological process (GO): activation of GTPase activity; regulation of small GTPase mediated signal transduction
Cellular component (GO): cytoplasm
Molecular function (GO): protein binding; GTPase activator activity
Source: RefSeq, a predicted model, not a curated record